This is a messenger RNA of Cokeromyces recurvatus, 683 nucleotides long. RefSeq lists its product as uncharacterized. The record is from RefSeq and is a predicted model, not a curated record. Lineage: Eukaryota; Fungi; Mucoromycota; Mucoromycetes; Mucorales; Mucoraceae. The transcript is spliced from 2 exons. The coding region runs from base 40 to 354 and encodes 104 amino acids.
UUUUAUUUUAUUUUACUUUUAUUUUAUUAUAUUGCAACAAUGACUGCAAAUUUUGUUAAAGAAGAAGCAACUAAAUCACUCUAUGAUUGUAUCCCUCAACUUGAUAUAUGGUAUAAGAAUAAUUCACCUAUUGAAAAGGAAACCACUCUUUUAUGUCGUAAGAAUCGAAAGACACUAGCUUCUGUAUCCUUUUCAAAUGUUCCACCUACUGUUUACUGUUAUGAAGAUAAAAAACUUGAAAGACCAAAACAUAAAAGAUCACGUAGUUCAGAACAAGUUAAAGAAUUCUUCAACAAAUUAUCAAGAAAACUUAGUAAUGGUAGUGCUUCUAAUAGAUUAACAACAAGAUGUUGAAUUAUGACCAUCAUUUACACUACUGCAUCUUUACUCUUUACUCCUAUAAUACUUAAUAGCUUAAUUUAAAUAUACCAAUUAUUAUAAUAAUUUCUUACUUCUUUUUUUUAUAAUCACGACUUUUUCUUUCUCCUUUUCUGUGACCGAUAUUGUUGAUUUCCUUUUUGUUGUUGUUGUUUCGAAUGUUUUCAAGUCAGCUGUAAAUAAUACCUAAAUAUUUAUAAAUGAAAGCACGUUUUUUUUUUUUUUUUUCUAAGAAUGUACUACUUACAGAAUGAGCCCAACCACUGUAUUUACCAAAUAAUAAACGAAAAUGAUCUCCAACUUCA